Molecule: messenger RNA, 4027 nt
Organism: Rhincodon typus (whale shark)
Lineage: Eukaryota; Metazoa; Chordata; Chondrichthyes; Orectolobiformes; Rhincodontidae
Gene: gpr161b
Product: G protein-coupled receptor 161a
Exons: 6
Coding region: 930-2510 (526 amino acids)
Biological process (GO): G protein-coupled receptor signaling pathway
Cellular component (GO): recycling endosome; membrane
Molecular function (GO): G protein-coupled receptor activity
Source: RefSeq, a predicted model, not a curated record
UCUCAUAUAUUCUCUGCAUCCUACUUUAAACCAGCCAAUCAAUAACUGAAAUGGGCCGCUGAUUACCUAAAAAUGUUGUGGUGAGGAUUGAGUGAGAUUCGCCUUGAUAGGCUGAGGUGGGGAGACCACAAUCGAGAUAUGUAGAAAUGUGAAUAAAGAUCCGCCAUAGUAGCAUAAAUUAUGGGGGUUCCCUGUUGUGAUUGGUGUGCCUGGGAACAUGGGAAGGGGUGUGGAAACUUGCGGGAAUGUUUGAUCUCACUGGGUGCUGAAUGAGUGGCUCUUGUUAUUCAUGAAGUGGACAGAGCGGUCUCGCAAAACCGAGUGGGGGAAAAAGGAGUUUUUGAAACCUUAUAUUUAACUGUACCCUGUCUGGAAAAUGUAGAAAGAUGAACGGGGCGGUUCCAUAUUUCACAAACUUGUACAAAAAAAACUUUGAAACGUGUAUUAAAUUGAUAUUUAAAGAGAAGACAGGACGGCCGAUUGCUGUGUCGGGCCGGUUCCCGGGUGGCAGUGGAAAGUUUGCUCGUUGUGUGUUGACUGCGAGCCCCCUCUGUAGUGUUUUGGAGAGGCAGACCACCCACAGCGUGAGCUAGGAUAGUCUCUCAACCCGGCGCCAUUGCACACCACCGCCGCCGCUGCUGCCUCCGCUUUGUGCAACGCAAGAUUUUGGGAGGGGGUGCGGGAGAGCGAACAAGAGGGAGGGGAAAAAAACCUCCGAGAAGACAUGAACAAACCUGGAAACAUAUAAAUGAAUGGAGUGCGUGCAGAAGGUGAGACCUGACUAAUGAAAAUUUUACGUAGCGAGGGAUGAAGAAGAAAAAGUGAAAGCACUGAAGUUCCUUUGAGUUGAGGAGACAAAGGGAGCUGGUGGGUUGAUUCAGUCGCGAGCAUUCAAGCAUGCCAUCGCCUCACUGUUCCACAGUUUCACAAUGAACUAUAAUACCAGUGCCAACAGGAGUGUGGGACACAGCACUUCACAGGAAGAUGGUGGAGUCAUAAUUGCAGAAUCAAUUGCCAUCAUUGUCAUUGCUGUGUUAAUCUGUCUGGGAAACCUGGUGAUUGUCAUAACUCUUUACAAGAAAUCUUACCUCUUGACGCCAAGCAAUAAGUUUGUCUUCAGUCUGACACUUUCCAAUUUUCUGUUAUCUAUUCUGGUGCUUCCUUUUGUUAUUGCAAGCUCCAUCAAGCGAGAAUGGAUCUUUGGGGUGGUUUGGUGCAACUUCACAGCCCUGCUGUACAUGCUUAUCAGCUCAGCCAGUAUGAUGACCCUUGGAGUCAUUGCAAUAGAUCGGUACUAUGCUGUUGUUUAUCCGAUGGUAUAUCCUAUGAAAAUAACUGGGAAUCGUGCUGUUGUUGUGAUUGCUUAUGUGUGGCUGCACUCACUAAUUGGAUGUCUUCCUCCUCUCUUUGGCUGGUCCACAUUUGAGUUUGACCAAUUCAAGUGGAUCUGUUUGGCUGCAUGGGACAAAGAACUAGGAUACACUGCCUUUUGGCAGAUUUGGUGUGCACUGUUGCCGUUUUUAGCAAUGGUCAUUUGCUACGGCUUUAUAUUCCGUGUGGCCAGGCUUAAAGCCCGUAAAAUCCACUGUGGAACGAUUAUAGUUGUGCAGGAAGAAUCCAAAAAGAACGAGAGAAAAAAUUCCAACUCUUCUACCUCUUCAUCAGGGAGCAGAAGGAACACUGUCAAUAACAUUGUUUAUUCAGCCAAUCAAUGCAAAGCCUUGACAACUAUCCUGAUUGUGAUUGGUGCUUUUGUUGUCACAUGGGGCCCCUAUAUGGUCGUGAUUAGUACUGAAGCACUUCAUGGAAAAGGCACUGUCUCUCCAGGAGUAGAGACACUUGUAAUAUGGUUAUCUUUUACUAGUGCAAUUUGUCAUCCAGUUAUCUAUGGACUAUGGAAUAAAACGGUACGCAGAGAGCUGCUGGGGAUGUGCUUUGGUGACAGAUACUACAGGGAUUCAUUUAUUCAACGUCAGAGGACUUCCAGAUUAUUCAGCAUCUCCAAUCGGAUCACAGAUUUGGGGCUGUCUCCUCACCUCGCAGCCAUGAUGGCUGGUGGGCAGUCUCUAGGACAGAGCAGUAGUACUGGGGAUACAGGAUUCAGCUUUUCUCAGGAUUCAGGUACUGACGUCAUGCUUUUGGAAGAUUUCAAUUCAGAUGGAACUCAUUAUUUGCACCACAACUAUUCCAAUCGAAGACGGAGUUCUGUGACAAUAGAUGAAAUUGCAGAACCAAAAGAGGAACCUGAUCAGUCUUCAGUCCUGCAAAUCAAAGCAGAUGUUCAUAAAACGCUGGAUAAUUUUGCUGCCAGUUUGGCCAAAGCUAUUGAGACAGAUGCCAAAAUGAGCCUUUUUGGAGAGAGUAGUUUACCUGGAGAUUUGUUUACUAUUAUUAAAACCAGGCCUGGAGGUACCAAUAAAGGAAACAAAGUCUCUGCAGGUCAGAGAUUGCGGCUGGAGAGUAUUGAUGAAGGAAUUGUUCAUGACGGUGCAGAGGAAGAUAGUGCUUGAAAGGUUUGAAACAACCUUAAGCCUCAGCCAGCUAACAUGGUGAAAUAAAUGUUAGUGGUUGUUACUAUGCUUUCAUUUAUUUGUAUUGUUAUCUCAAUAUUCUUAAAAAAAAGAUUGGAGAGGAACUUAAGUGGUAGAAAGAUAAAAUUUGACAGAAGCCAAAGAAAUGAGUUUAUAGAUUUGACAUCCAUGUACAUUCAAACAUACCUACUUCUAUAAUUUGGUUUAACAUACAGAAUUAAUUUCUUCAAAAGAGAUUCUUAAAGAGGAAGAAUGUUGGGAUUUACUAAUCCCAAAAAGCAGAAAACCACUAAAGAUUUAUUCCUUACUUCCAGCCAUAGCUGCUGGUAACACCAGUGACAGUGGCAAGAUUAAGGUUGAGUAAAUGCAAUAAAAUGUCGGGCUGUAAUGUUUUUAAAAAAAAUGACAGUAUCUGAACUUUCAGCUACACAAUUGGCUAUAAAGGGAAAGUUCUGAUUCAGCAAACUUGUUGCUGUUUUGGGUUUCUAAAUCCUCUAUUCAAGCCUUGUUAGAAGUUCAUUUCCCGUUGGUAAUGUCUUGAUUAUUAGUCUUUUUUUAAAAAGAAAAGGUUUUGGAUGCCCAUGGAAAGGUUAGAACCAAUAGGAAUGGAGCAGAAGCCAAACCAUGAAAUAGCUGACUGUUAAGAGUUACACCAUUCAAAUUAUAGUAAAUGUGCCCUUGUACUUUUGCAGUUGCUCACAGGAGACUGUUUACUAGUUUCCAAGUUGUGAUAUUCAAUUCUUUAUGUCUUAGACAAUUAAAUGAUAUGGGUUAUGUGCUUCAAACUAAAAUAUAUUGAAAAAUUUAAUCAGUUAAAACGGUUGGCAGAUGUUAUUACCAUUUUUGUAUUAAAAUAAACCUGAAAAGUUACAUUAAAGUCUGACUUUUCAUUUCCACACUGGUUUAAAAUAUUAUACUUAUUAAUCAUAUGACAAGUAGCAUGGGAUACAGAGAUAACAAGGUGUAGAGCUGGAUGAACACAGCAGGCCAAGCAGCAUCAGAGGAGCAGGAAGGCUGACGUUUUGGGCUUAGACCCUUCUUCAGAAAUGGGAUACAGUUGCCACCUGAAGAUUCAUUGCCUCCAUGCGAUCACAGUGCCGUAGGUAUUUAGUGGUGUAAGGAGUUUUAUUUGGCUGGAAGCAGGACUUUCAUCCAGUGGUCCUACCUCCGAGUUGCCAGUUAAUCUGAUUGGCUGCAUAUUAGCGACUGAAAGAGGAAUUACCAGGCCAGGCUUCCCUUUCUGUCCCCGCAAGUUGAGGGCCUUCAGUGGACCACUCCAACUGGAGUCCACCUACCCGGUAUAAAAUCAUGGACAGCCAUCCAAGGGAAUUUUGUGCCCCAUUUACAAACCUGCUUUACAAACAUGCGACACUAUUGAAGACUAUUUUAUGGGAUAUGGAGUUAGGAGGAGGAUAGCAAAAUUAAUUUAAACAAGAAUGAUCCAAGGCUGCUGUUCAAUGGAUGGUAAAUUCUAAUUGUAAAUCCACGUUCCACUU